AUGUUCGUUUAUCGCAAGGAGGACCUUCCCAAGGAUCCUGUGUUUCCCGCCGAACUCGAUAAGCUGGGCUACUUCAUCAAUGACAAUGAUCAAAUCAGGAAGAUAUCAGACCAAGAGAAAGAGUUCCAGUUCAAAAUCAACAGAAACCCCCGCUGGAACGAGCUACAAAGAGAGGCAAUGAAUGAAUGCAUCCGCAAACUCGUCUCAACUCGUCUCCGCAACCUCGGUCUCGUUACCUUGCAUCUCCCCCUAAACUCCGGCCCAACAAAACCCCACGUCCCCAUACUCGUCUCGAAGAACCUCUCAACCGCCUCACGCAUCAUCCUCGUCUUCGGAGAACCCAUCCAGGACCUAGGGAUCUGGGCAUACCGCACCGUCGGCGCCGAGAACAUAAACGCCGGCUCAGCCGUUGACUUUGCCAAAGCGAUUUUGGAGCAUGGGGAGAAGGAGAAAAAAGAUCGGAAGGGAGAUGUGGCGCUUGUUCUUGCGAACACGGGUCAGUUGAUCUGGCACUGUGCGUCUGGUCGUGCGCUGAGUAUCAACUCGUGGCUGGCCCAGCCUCGUCCUUCGGCGGUGGAGUCGGCGCCUGGAGAGACGAAGAGAAAUAAGAUUCCUGGCAACGAGAAUUGGCAGGCGCAUAUCGGUUCUGUCUUCAAUGGGAUCUUGUCGGCGAGGGGACAGCUCGUUCGCAAGGACGCGAAGAUCGAUGUCAUCGGCCUGGCCGAGGGAGGGCUAGGUGCGAUUCGAUAUGUUGCACUCAACUGGAACACUUGGCGCUCCCACAUAUCCGCAAUCUGCCUCGCGAACCCACUCCACACAAAGACCGUAGACCUAGUCCCGUCCUACGGCCAACCCAGCGGGCCCGACUCAUUCGCCGCAUUCAUUGCUUCGCGUUGCCGCGCAUAUCUUCUCUCCAAUGAACCUCUGGGACUCCCGCUGUUCGACGCCCCGGAACAUGGAUGUAACUGCUAUUCGUCUGGGGAAGGGCUGAAUGUGGAGUGUAUCAUGCCCAAGGCCUGGCGGCAUAUGCUGAAAUGGUUGGAUCGUGCAUAUGCAGAGCCGGGGUACUGCGAGGAGCAGCUUGAGGUUGUCCAGGUUGCCCCCAAGUGUGAUGCGACGGGUCCUGAGGCAGGUACUGAACGUCGAGACUGA
Aspergillus calidoustus is the source of this 1152-nucleotide messenger RNA. Lineage: Eukaryota; Fungi; Ascomycota; Eurotiomycetes; Eurotiales; Aspergillaceae. The record is from the annotation of a GenBank genome assembly.